This is a messenger RNA of Notechis scutatus (mainland tiger snake), 1231 nucleotides long. Its product is annotated as protein NipSnap homolog 3B-like. Lineage: Eukaryota; Metazoa; Chordata; Lepidosauria; Squamata; Elapidae. Gene Ontology annotation, cellular component: mitochondrion. The record is from RefSeq and is a predicted model, not a curated record.
UUGGUCCCCUAAGGCCUCCGUAAGCGAAAGAGGAGGCAGUGUGGUGCCCUCUCGUCCUUCAACGUGGGCUCUGGGCGCUUGCAGAUUUCCUUACCAUGUUGGGUCUCCGCGUGGGCUCCGUCCUUGGCCGCUUCCUCAGACGAGCAGCAGCGGCAGAGCCUUUCCGCGCCCAGCUAAAUGUGUUUCAGGCUUGUUCAUCUUUUGCUACCGGACCCAGACAGGAACUUGGCACUAUCUAUGAAUUUCGCACUUAUGACAUUAAGCCAGCAAAGACAAAAGAGUUUCUUGAAUUGGUCAAUAAAUAUAUUAAGAUUCGUACAGUUCACUCACAGAUGACUGGAUUCUGGACAGCUGAAUUUGGGGCAAUGAAUAAAGCAUUUCAUAUUUGGAAAUAUGAUAAUUUUGCACACAGAGCAGCUGUAAGGAAAGCUGUAGUCAAUGAUAAAGAAUGGCAGGAAAAACUAGCUGGAAUUCUUCCACUUCUGGAUAAGCAGCAUAUGGAAAUUGCUUAUAUGGCUCCCUGGUGUGAGUUGGGAACCCCACCAAAAGAAGGAGUUUAUGAGUUGGUGACUUAUCAGCUAAAACCAGGUGGACCAGCUUUAUGGGGAAAUUCAUUCAAAGCAGCUAUUGAUGCACAUGUUAGUAAAGGCUACGCAAAACUGAUUGGCUUUUUCCACACAGAAUAUGGAUUUCUUAAUACAGUUCAUGUGCUUUGGUGGUUUGAGAAUCCAGAUAUCCGGGCAGCUGGGAGGCAUAUGGCCCAUGAAGAUGCCAGAGUGGUAGCAGCUGUUCGGGAGAAUAUUCAGUUCUUGGAAACCCAACAAAACAUGCUCCUGAUUCCUGCAUCGUUUUCACCUUUGAAAUAGUUUUAUUCCAGUUGAACGACAUCACAUAAAAAAUUAUUUUCUGCAAUCCUCAUCUGUAGUUUUUUAUCCAUAAAGGCAGAUUAAGGGUAGUUUGAAAUAAUAAUCAUUAUAUGUGGAAAAUCAUGUUACCUUCUCAAAUAUUAUAGAUACUUUUCUAAUCAUCUGCAUAAAAAUAGAUUCAAAUUAUAUGAGUAAAUAAGGACUUAGUACAGGAUAUUUGUACUGAAUUGUUUAGAACUGAGAAUAAAAAUAUGGGGGAUAUAUCUAAAAUAAUUUCAUUCUGGUGUUACACUCAUAUUUAAAUAUCUUAACUUAUAAAUAAAACUAAAAACUAAUUAUAAAAUAUAAUAAACUAAAACUGCUCA